GCUUUCAAACACCCAUUAAAGACCACUGGGAUCAAAUCAUCUGACAGUGAGAAAUUGGAGAAGAGAGAAAAAAAAAAUGGAUAAAGUAGAAGAGAUAGAGAUCAUAAUAUCCGGCGGUGGCAUUUGCGGCCUUGCUACUGCUCUUGCUCUUCACAGGAAAGGUAUUAAGAGUUUGGUUUUAGAAAAAUCGGAGUCACUGCGGGCCACCGGAGCAGGUAUAACUAUCCGGACAAAUGGUUGGCGUGCCCUUGAUCAGCUUGGCGUUGGCUCAAACCUCAGAAAAACUGCCCUCCAUUUACAACGGGCACAAGACAUAUGGCUUACUAACGGCAAGCAACAAGAAAUGUCCCUCGGGAAAGGGGCAGAAACUCGAUGCUUGAGGCGGAGUGAUCUCAUCACAAGCCUUGCAGAAAGCUUGCCUCCAGGCACAAUACGGCUUGGAUGCCAAGUACUCUCGGUUUCACAAGACCCGUUAACUUCCUAUUCAAUCAUUCAACUCCAAAAUGGAAGUUCCAUGAAGGCUAAGGUUCUGAUUGGAUGCGAUGGAGCCAACUCAGUCGUUGCAAACUUUCUUCAGCUAAAACAACCAAAGCUUUUGCCAUUAUCAGAGGUUAGAGGUUUUACCAAGUUUGCAAAUGGUCAUGAUUUCGGCUACGAAUUUGUCCAAGUCUGGGGCGACGACAGUAUAAUUGGAAGGAUUCCAGUUGACAGUCAGUUGGUCUAUUGGUUUGUAACUCUGAAAGUGAAUCCCAAAGGUUCAGCCGUUGCAAAGGAUCCAGAGCUCAUUCACCAGCUGGCUCUUGAGUCAACUAAAGGUUUCCCUGCAGAACUGGUUGGCAUGAUAACAAACUGUGACCGCGAUUCUCUCUCUCUCACACGCUUAAGAUAUCGUGCGCCGUGGGAGAUACUAGUCGGGAGUUUUCGAAAAGGGACGGUGACGGUGGCCGGGGAUGCCAUGCAUGUGAUGGGUCCGUUCUUGGGACAGGGUGGCUCAGCAGGCAUAGAAGACGCAAUUGUCUUGGCAAGAUGCUUGGCACAAAAGAUGCAUGAAAUUGAUGUUAAAACAGAUGGAAGGCAAGUGAUAGUCCACAAAGUUGGAGAAGCAUUCGAUGAAUAUGUGAAAGAACGGAGGAUGAGAUUGGUGUGGCUGUCAACACAAACUUAUCUAUGUAGUUUGCAAGUCAAACCUCCAUCGUUGCUAGUUGGAUUUGUAUGUAACAUCUUGAUAAUGGCUCUCUUUAGUGACUCAACUGCUCAUACUCAAUUUGACUGUGGCCACCUUUAGGUACAAUUUUAAUUAUUUAUAUAUAAGUUUUUGAAUGCAUUUUUCCUUGCAAGAACGUAUUCUACAUAAA
Molecule: messenger RNA, 1355 nt
Organism: Alnus glutinosa
Lineage: Eukaryota; Viridiplantae; Streptophyta; Magnoliopsida; Fagales; Betulaceae
Product: monooxygenase 1-like
Exons: 6
Coding region: 77-1285 (402 amino acids)
Molecular function (GO): FAD binding
Source: RefSeq, a predicted model, not a curated record